This is a messenger RNA of Lactuca sativa (garden lettuce), 2534 nucleotides long. RefSeq lists its product as uncharacterized. NCBI's taxonomy places the organism in Eukaryota, Viridiplantae, Streptophyta, Magnoliopsida, Asterales, Asteraceae. Gene Ontology annotation, cellular component: membrane. The record is from RefSeq and is a predicted model, not a curated record.
UCUAAGCAAAAGGAACUCAUCUUCAUACAUAUAUAUUUUACCUUUCCUUCUUAAUUAGGCAUGAGCGGAGUGAAGUACUGCUCGCCCAGCUCCACCUCAUCUCCACCAAGGAAGAAAAGAGGGAGAGUCGACCAGGCAGGGUCUCCAUUAGAGUAUCCGUACCCUUCUGACGUCAAUGUAGCCAACUUUGUUUUCAUCAAGCUGUCUGGUAAAAGCAAUUAUAGUCAGUGGCUGGAAGACAUGGAAUGCCUUCUGAAGACCAAUCAUAUGUACGAUUUCGUCGAUGGCAAAUUAAAAAACCGGGUGCAGAUCGAUGGCAGCUCUAAAAAGAUGGAAGAUAGGACUGAAAGUGAUUGGUCAUGGAAAAGGUCGGACGCACUUGUGAAAGCAUGGAUAUUUGGUUCAUUGUGUGAAGAUGUGAUGGAUGUUGUUAUCGGCCUUUCCACAGCUAAUGAUGUAUGGACAAAGCUAAAGUCUACUUAUAGUACUCCUUCGGCUGCUCCCAUGACCAACCCUAAUCAGGCAAAGUACGUACCACUCUAUAGAGCUACUCUAAAUGGCGACUGGAAGAAAGCCCAACAAAUGUUCAUCGUGGACAGAGAUGCGUUGACGUGUAAACUCAAUGACGAUAACGAAAGCCCACUCCAUGUUGCAAUUGGUACAUGUCAAAAUAACCACUUUGUUAAGGAACUACUGGAUGUGAUAACCCCGGCCUCACUUCCAACCCUGCUAACAGUUAGAGAGUCGAACCCACUGCACCACGCUGCAUUUGUUGGCAACGCAAGGGCAGCAGAGAUGUUGGUGAAGAAAAAUCAACAUUUGUUAUUCCUUCCUGACAAGAAGAAAUGCUUACCUAUCCUUAGAGCUAUUAUGGGUUCUCACAUAGAAACUUUUCUAUAUUUACUCGAUGUUACUAGAUGUCAUAUUAGUCUUUCCGAAGAAGAAGGGUGUCACAAUCCCUUUGAGGGCGUGAAUGGUUGUACGCUUUUCACAAGGGUAAUCACUGCAGGUCUUUGGGAGGCUGCAUUUGGAUUAAUAAAGGACUACCCGAAAAUGGCUACAGAAAAUAACGGGAAAUCAGCUCCAUUGAAGUUUAUUGCUGAAAAGUUCAAGGGAUAUUUUAAUGGAAAAUCAUACAACUUUUAUCAAAGAUUUGUUUAUUCCCAUGUACCCAUAGAGAAUUGCGGCGUAAUCAAAGGACGUGAGUCAACAGAUAUCGAGAACCAAGAAACACAUAAGAGGGAAGAUGCCGCCAAACAUUUGCGGAGCUGCUUCCACCCUGUCAUCGAGAGGAUUUACCGCAAUUUUUGGCAAGUUUCCCUACAACAUGUGCCACACAUCAAGAAACUCCAGGAAGAGAAAGUGAAGUACGAGAAUGCUCUUUUGGUAAUGAAGCGUACAUGCGAAGAAGUUGGUAAACUACUUAGAUUUUGUGAAAUUCGUGAACAUUACCUGGUAGCAAUUAAUACGGCAGUUAAGUAUGAUACUUGUGAAGUAGUAGAAGAGAUUAUCACAUAUUUUCCACAAGCAAUUUCGACCUGGGACAAUGAGUAUCCCCUUAUUCAACUCGCAAUAAUAAACCGUUCUGAAAGGGUUUAUAGCUUUUUGGCACACCGAGCGAUGACUAACAAACAUCGAUAUAAACUAUGGGUUGACGAACACAAAAAUAAUAUUUUACACAUAGCUGGAAAGUUGGCACCUAUAGACAAACUCAAUCUAGUUUCUGGUGCAGCUCUUCAAAUGCAAAGAGAGUUACAAUGGUUUGAGGAAGUGAAAAAAAUUGCAUGUCCAUGGCACGAGAAUAAAAAGAACAAUAAACUAGAGAAACCAAUUAUGCUGUUCAGAAGAGAACAUAAACAGUUGAGAAAAGAAGGUGAAGAAUGGAUGAAGAAGACUGCAGACUCUUACACAAUCACAGCUGCGCUCAUAAUUACCAUCGUUUUUGCAGCCGCCAUCACUGUUCCUGGUGGAACUGAUGACAACACUGGGAAAACAAUUUAUGCGACAAAACCAAGUUUCAUCAUAUUUGCAGUCUCAGAUGCAAUCUCAUUGUUCACAUCUACUACUUCCUUACUUUUGUUUCUAUCCAUUCUCACAGCACGCUAUGCAGAGGAGGAUUUUCACCACAAGUUACCUAAGAGACUAAUAUUUGGCCUUACGAUGUUAUUUUUGUCGGUGACCUCAAUGAUGGUAGCUUUUAGUGCAACAUUGUAUCUUAUGUUUGGACAGGGAAAAGCAUGGAUCUUGAUUCUGAUAGCUAUAUUAACAUGUCUGCCAAUUGCUUCCUUCGUGACAUUACAAUUACCAUUGCUUGUCGAUCUCAUCUCCUCAACAUAUGGUCGUGGAAUCUUUGUUAAACGUUGUGACUGUAGGAUCAAACAAUCAUGAAAUUGGUGGUGCAAUGGGAGAAAUGUUGUUUUGUUAUUUGAUAAUGUCUUGUCUAACGUCUGUGGUGACAGUGUUUAUUCUGAUGGUAUAAGACCUAUGUUGUUAUCAGCUUUAAUUAUAUUUGUGUCAUCAUCUUCUUAAAAGAA